Messenger RNA from Epinephelus fuscoguttatus (brown-marbled grouper), 1748 nucleotides. Its product is annotated as fibroblast growth factor 5-like. The transcript is spliced from 4 exons. Bases 1 to 1125 code for a protein of 374 amino acids. Gene Ontology annotation, molecular function: growth factor activity; type 2 fibroblast growth factor receptor binding; chemoattractant activity. The record is from RefSeq and is a predicted model, not a curated record. NCBI's taxonomy places the organism in Eukaryota, Metazoa, Chordata, Actinopteri, Perciformes, Serranidae. Gene Ontology annotation, biological process: positive chemotaxis; positive regulation of ERK1 and ERK2 cascade; cell differentiation. Gene Ontology annotation, cellular component: cytoplasm.
AUGGAGCUGAGAGCAAAAGGAGAGCGAUAUGAAGAAGGGUUUUCUGCCGGACCUGCUCUGCUCAACUGGUGGGGAAUAAACAGCACCGGGGACUACAGCAGAGUCAGCCACAACACUGCAGGCUUCACCACCGAGAGCGGCUGCAUCACCAUCACCACCAAUAUUACCGAUAACGCUGCAUCACAUCUACUGCAGCCAGCCAUUCCACAGGUUUCAGCACCUACAGUCCCAGUGAGGUUGUGGGUCCCCAGACAGAGGAGGUGCAGUCGGUCGGUCAGGGGGAGUUUCUCCCACUCUCGUUCCCUCUCCCUGCACCCAGCUCAGCAUGCCCCAGCCCCUGAGCACAUCCACAGCUCUCCCAGCUCCACUACCAUGUGUAGAUGGACAGUGACACAAGGUGCACCGGUCGCCUGGUUCUCCACCUGCCCCUGCUACAGACCUCCUUCACUCAUCCUCUCCUUCACCUUCCUCCUCCUGCUUCUCCUGCUCGGACCCUCCUCGUCCUCACCCCUGUCCACCACGCCGUCAGACUCUGAAGGGGACCACAAUGCACCGCAUGGGACUCCUCCUCACGCCUUCAUCUCACGCCCGCCGCCCUCCUCAUCGCCCGCACCGCUGCACGCAUCCUCUGCGAGGUUGCCACGGGCGACCAAUGUGUCAUCGUCCUCCGCAACGGUUGUCGGGCGCCAUGUGCGGAGCAGCUACAACCAUCUGCAAGGAGAUGUGCGGCGGAGGAAACUGUUCUCCUACCAGAAAUUCUUCCUUCGCAUUGACAAGAAAGGAAAAGUUAAUGGCACCAAAAGCGAGGACGAUCCAUACAGUAUGUUGGAGAUCAAGUCAGUGGAUGUGGGAGUUGUGGCCAUCAGGGGGCUCAGCAGUAACUACUACCUGGCAAUCAGCAAGAAGGGAGAGCUAUACGGAGCGAGGGACUUUGGUCCGGACUGCCGUCUGAUCGAACGCAUCGAGGAGAACAAGUACAACACCUACGCUUCAGCAGAGUGGCGCAACAAGAGGAAGCACAUGUUUGUGGGACUGAACGCCAACGGAAAGCCAAUGAGGGGGAAGAAGACACGGAGGAAAAACACUGCCACUCACUUCCUGCCCAUUGUGGUACAACCACGAUGAUUGGACAUAUCAGCCAUGAAAGAGCUCUGCACAACGCAGGGUGUCGGACAUUUUCUUUGGAGUUACAGCGAUGGCUACAUUUGACAGAUCUGAAUCAGAUCUGAAUGAUGCACUGAGGAGGUACAGAAUGGAAACCUAUGGACAUUUUAUCUCUGUUUGAUAAAGACAUUUCUAUUUUUAAAGAAAGAAAUAAGAUAUAUUGCUAUACAAUGUAUAUAUUAUUUUCUGUUUUAAGUUAUCAAGUACAUUGGCACAGUAGAAAAUAUGAAAAGAAAUACUUCUGUGCCAAAAUGUGAUUAGUAACUCACAUUUCUAGAUUUGUGUACAUGUGAAGUGCUUGACUUGGAAGAAAGAAAAUGAAAAAUAUGUGAGAGGAAAAGAAAGACUAGAAGAGGAUGUACUGAUAGAAGGAUGAACAGAGGAGAAGAAAAGGCAUGACAAGCAGGAAAUGAAAAGGAAGAGAGUCAAGAGGUACCAACACAACAGCAAGUCUAACACUAUCAUGUUUUCUUCUUUGAAUUUAUUUAUUUUGUGUAAUAUUUAACAAAAAAAGAACAAAAACACAAAAAGGACAAAUUCUUGUCUUUUUUUUUACCAUUUAUGCUUCUCUUUUUGAAUACUAA